This is a messenger RNA of Dioszegia hungarica, 765 nucleotides long. RefSeq lists its product as uncharacterized. Gene Ontology annotation, biological process: RNA processing; mitochondrial translation. The transcript is spliced from 2 exons. The annotation marks the transcript as partial. The record is from RefSeq and is a predicted model, not a curated record. Gene Ontology annotation, cellular component: mitochondrial large ribosomal subunit. Gene Ontology annotation, molecular function: ribonuclease III activity; structural constituent of ribosome. NCBI's taxonomy places the organism in Eukaryota, Fungi, Basidiomycota, Tremellomycetes, Tremellales, Bulleribasidiaceae.
GCUCAACGCGAAUCGGUCGAGCCGCUAGAGCACAUCUCUCCCUCCUACUCUCACUCCCCUCCUCCCUCCCGCGCCCCCGUUCCACCACCUACCACCGCCGCAUCCGCCCAAUCCUAUCUCUCCGACCUUCUCCAUCUCCCUCCCUCCCGCGCCUUCUCCCCUGACCUCGCCCUCCAAAUCCUCACACAUAAAUCAUAUCGCUACGCCCACCUCAUCCGGCAUAAUCACCCCCGCUCGCGAGAUCGAUAUGAACGGGAACCACGGCGGGACUUCGGAGUGCAAGCAGCACAAGGGGAAGAAACGGAGGGACCAUCGUCUGUAUCGCACAAUGCGAGGCUAUCGUUCCUCGGGCGGAGGGCGCUCAACACAUAUCUGGCGCUGUUCCUGCAUAGCCAUCUGAGGACGGAUAGGGGGUUGAGAGAGGUGGAUUUCUUGAGAGGGAAGGGAUUGGAUGAGAAGAUGAAGGCGAUGACACAUGUCAAUAAUCUGGGGAGGGAUGUUGGGGGACAAUGGGGCGUAGGGGAUGUGAUGCGGUGGGAUCGGAAUGAGGCCGGCAUACCAAAUGCGGGCCUCAAGAUCCGGGGCUUGACAGUCGAAUCCAUUCUCGGCGGCGUAUUCUCCGAGUUCGGCUCAGCGGCAGCACAUCGCGCUUUCCACCUCCACCUCCUUCCACAUCUCAGCGAGCAAUUGCGGGAUCCAGUGUUGCUGGAAAGAGCAGAAGUGAUGCGCGCGCAGGUGGAGAGGGAAGCUGGGGGUGGGGUGGUC